AUGGCUAUGUCAAAAGGAUUUAAAGUCCUUGAGAAAUCAUCGCCACCAAAUCCCUACAGUAUUAUAUUACAACAUAGAAAUAAAGACACGGCUUUACUGUUUGAAUCUCAAGCAGUAGUUUCACUGUCUUCCCAAGAGACGGAAACUCUACGAAAGCAGUACCACAAGAUUGCAGAUGCCUAUGGCUGCUUGGGUGUUUUACAACUAAAUUCAGGAGAAAGCUGCCUACUGUACCUCGUUCUUGUUAUAGGAUGCUGUUCUGUUGGAAAGGUGGGUGACGUUGAAGUAUUUAAAAUUACUCACACACAAUUCCUUCCUCUGUUCUAUCAGUCUCAAGGGGAUGAUAAAGUUUCUGAAGUGCGUAAAUUAUUAAAUUCUGGAACAUUUUAUUUUUCAUGGAACUCAGGCAAAAACAAUGAUAAUCUUUUCGAUUUAACUCUUUGUGCUCAAAGAAAGAGUAAGUGUGCCAACCCAGACAACAGAUUCUUUUGGAAUAGAACAUUAUUUAUACAUCUAAUUAGAUUUGGCAUUGACUGUGAUGAUUGGUUAACCAGGGCAAUGUGUGGAUCUGUUGAAAUUCGUACUAUUUAUGUUGGCCAUCGUCAAGCAAGGGCUGUACUUGUAUCUAGAUUAAGCUGCGAGCGUGCUGGUACUAGAUUUAAUGUAAGAGGGUGUAAUGAUGAUGGAAAUGUUGCUAAUUUUGUUGAAACGGAACAAGCUAUAUAUAUUGAUGACUCUGUGACAUCCUAUAUACAAACAAGGGGUUCCGUGCCUUUAUUCUGGGAACAGCCUGGUAUUCAAGUGGGUUCCCAUAAAGUAAAAAUGUCAAGGGGAUAUGAUGCAUCAACCAGUGUUUGCGAUAGACAUUUUUCACAAUUAAAACGUAAUUAUGGCUCUAUAAUUGUUGUAAAUCUUCUUGGAUCAAGCCUAAUUGGUGGUAGUGAAGGUGAAGCAACACUUAGCAAUGCUUAUCAAAAACAUCUCAAUGAAUCAGCACAUUCUGAUAUAACACAGAUAAUUUUCGACUAUCACCAAGAAGUGAGAGCUGCAUCAAUUGAAACUGCAUUAUCAAGAUUCAAAAAAAUAAUUGAAAAAUAUUAUGAUGAUAUCAGUAUCUUUAGCACCAAAGGUGUUGACAUCUAUAAUAUUCAAAAAGGUGUAAUCCGCACUAAUUGUCUAGAUUGCUUAGAUAGAACAAAUUCAAUACAGACAUUUAUUGGCUUGGAAAUGCUCGCUAUUCAACUUAUGCUAUUGCAGUGUGUGGAUAAGAAACAAAAUGUAAAUAGAUUUGAAGAAGUAUUCAAACAGAUGUGGAUUAAUAAUGGAAAUGAGAUUUCAAAAAUUUAUGCAGGUACUGGGGCUAUACAAGGGGGCUCCAAACUGAUAGAUGGAGCUAGAUCAGCUGCACGUACUAUCCAAAAUAAUUUAUUAGACAACUCUAAGCAAGAAGCAAUUGACAUAUUGUUAUUGGGCUCCACAUUAAAUUCAGAGCUUGCAGAUCGUACAAGGAUAUUAUUACCAACUAAUUUACUCCAUACAUCAACUCCUGUGCUAAGGGAAAUGUGUCGAAGAGCAAAUGAAUUUACUCAACCCUCUAGUAUUCGUAUUACAAUUGGUACAUAUAAUGUGAAUGGUGGCAAGCAUUUUAGAAGCUUGGCCUAUAAAGAUGUAUCAUUAGCAGAUUGGCUUCUAGAUUGUCCAAAUUCCUCUUUAGUCAGUACUGUAAAUAUGGCUGAACAACCAUCAGAUAUAUUUGCUAUUGGUUUUCAAGAAAUUGUUGAUUUAAAUGCCAGCAAUAUUAUGGCUGCUAGUUCAGAUAAUGCUAAAGCAUGGAGUGAGGAGUUAGAGAAAGUUUUGUGCAGAGAUGCAUCAUACACACUAUUGUCUAGUCAUCAGUUAGUUGGUGUGUGCCUAUUUAUAUUUGUAAGAAAGGAUUUAAUUCCACACAUAAGAGAUGUUGCUCUUGAUUCUGUCAAAACUGGCCUUGGUGGUGCCACUGGAAACAAGGGUGCUGUUGUUAUUCGAAUGGUUAUUUAUGGAACAUCCUUAUGUUUUGUUUGCGCGCAUUUUGCUGCUGGUCAGUCACAAGUUUCUGAGCGUAAUGCUGAUUAUACUGAGAUUACUAGAAAAAUUGCAUUUCCAAUGGGCCGCUCUCUUUACUCCCAUGAUUAUGUAUUUUGGUGUGGUGAUUUUAACUAUCGAAUAGAUCUAGAUAAAGAAGAAACACGCUUAUUAGCUGCACAAAACAAGUUGCAGCGGCUUUUAGAACAAGACCAAUUAUUAAGACAAAAAUCUCAAGGUUUGGUUUUUAAAAAUUGUUUUGAAGGAGAAAUCACUUUUCCCCCUACCUAUAAAUAUGACCUUUUUAGUGAUGAUUAUGACACUAGUGAGAAAUGCCGAGCACCUGCGUGGACUGAUCGUGUUUUAUGGCGAAGCAGGAAGCACACUAUUGAUCCAGAAACAACUACAGAUUUAGCCGCAGGAAAAUUACUUUUUUAUGGGCGAGCUGAAUUAAAACAAAGUGAUCAUCGACCAGUCAUUGCAAUCUUAGAAAUUGAGGUACUGCAAGUUAGCUACACUAAGUGCAUGGAAGUAUUUUACGAAGUUGUAAAAGACCUUGGGCCUCCAGAUGCUAGUAUCAUUGUACAGCCAUUUGAUGAUGUUGAUAGUGAUGAUUCAAUUUUUGAUGACAAUGUAAUGACAGCUAUCCUUCAAGAACUAGCAACGAUUGGAGACGUGACAUUAGUGCGCUUUGUCGACGAUCAUACAUUGAGCAUAACUUUCAGAGAAGGCCAGCAUGCACUUGCAGCUGCACAGAAAGGUCACAUUUCAGCAUGUUCCUUACAUUUCCGUAUAUCUUUAAAAUCUCCUAAUUGGAUUGAUAUUGUAAGAUUGGAGAUUAGUUUAUGUACAAACAAUACUGUUCCAUUGUUCGGUGAGAUUCAACCGGAAAGACCACUUAGAUCAGCUCCACCUACCCCCCGAAGACAACAACCGAGUAGACCUCCAGCUCCAUCUCCCACACCGAUGUUACCAUCGCGGGCCCCAAUUAUAAGUCCUGCGCGGCCGCCUCCACCACGGCCUGCGCCACUUCCUCCAGAUGCAGAGGCAAAUACCGCUCCGUCGCCUGUAACAUCACCGCCUCCCGAUAGUGUACCUCCCCCAACAUGUGCGCCGCCUCCACCACCUCAGAGUUCCACUCCGCCCCCUAUGGGUCCACCACCACCAGUGCCCGCUAGACAAGGCGCGCCCCCUCCGUUACCAGCGCGUCCUAAACAACCUAUGUAA
Molecule: messenger RNA, 3288 nt
Organism: Parnassius mnemosyne (clouded apollo)
Lineage: Eukaryota; Metazoa; Arthropoda; Insecta; Lepidoptera; Papilionidae
Source: the annotation of a GenBank genome assembly